UCUGUUUUAUCAAGCUAUGAAAAGACGGAGAUCCUUAACUAUGAAAAGGUGUACUUUGUGGGUCCCCAGGCUCAGAAAUGUGCUGCAACUGUAGAGCAAUUGACAUGCAACCAUGGCUAUGAUGACGAUCGGGGAGACUAUCAUAUUGUGCUGCGAGACCACUUGAUUUAUCGUUACGAAGUUAUUGACGUGCUUGGAAAGGGUUCAUUUGGUCAAGUUCUCAAGUGCUUUGAUCACAAGAACGGACAAAUAAUGGCUAUUAAGCUGAUUAGAAAUAAGAAGCGUUUCCAUGCACAGGCGAUGGUAGAAGUCAAGAUAUUGGAAGACUUAAUUAAAUGGGAUCCCAAGGAUACUCACAACAAUGUACGAAUGACGGGGCACUUUUCGUUCCGUAACCAUCUUUGCAUUGGCUUUGAAUGCCUGAGUAUCAAUCUUUAUGAUUUUAUAAAGACCAACAACUUUAAAGGAUUCAGUAUGGGGCUUAUCAGAAAAUUCACUAUCCAAUUGCUCAAUUCACUCUCACUGCUGUACAAAAACAAAUUAAUUCAUUGUGAUUUGAAACCAGAGAAUAUUCUUCUUAAGCAUCCUUCUAAGAGUACCAUCAAAGUUAUUGAUUUUGGUAGCUCAUGCCUUGAGAACGAAAAGGUAUACACGUAUAUCCAAAGUCGAUUCUACCGUUCCCCAGAAGUUAUUCUUGGCAUGAACUAUAGUAUGGCUAUUGACAUGUGGAGCGUUGGUUGUAUUCUAGCCGAGCUGUAUACAGGCUACCCGCUUUUUCCUGGUGAAAAUGAACAAGAGCAACUGGCUUGUAUCAUGGAAAUUCAAGGUGUUCCAGACAAAAAUCUCAUAGAACAGAGUUCAAGGCGGAAACUUUUCUUUGAUGCCUAUGGGAAUCCCAGAAUCAUGCCUAAUUCCAAAGGGAAAAAGCGUCGACCGGGAACUAAGAAACUAUCAGAGGCCCUCAAGACCACAGAUGAAAGUUUUGUUAGUUUCGUAGAGCAAUGCUUACAUUGGGAUCCUGAACAGCGAUUGAAGCCAGAUGACGCAUUUCUACACACUUGGAUUCUCAAUAGUAGUUCGGGUUCAAUGGCAAAGAAGCUAUCAUAA
Messenger RNA from Phycomyces blakesleeanus NRRL 1555(-), 1107 nucleotides. RefSeq lists its product as hypothetical. The annotation marks the transcript as partial. Gene Ontology annotation, molecular function: protein serine/threonine kinase activity; protein serine/threonine/tyrosine kinase activity; ATP binding. The transcript is spliced from 6 exons. Lineage: Eukaryota; Fungi; Mucoromycota; Mucoromycetes; Mucorales; Phycomycetaceae. The record is from RefSeq and is a predicted model, not a curated record. Gene Ontology annotation, biological process: peptidyl-serine phosphorylation; peptidyl-threonine phosphorylation.